AGCAAGGCACCACUGUGAUGUUGUUUAUAAAACAUUUUUUUGUAUUUCAGAGUAGAAUGUCUCUGUUUCGUAAACCGAAAAAGAUUGUUCGUAGCCGAGCUCCGGUGGGACAGGAGGAGGACAGCGGAGAGGACGAGGUGGAGGUUCUCCAGGUUAACAUCACCAACCUCAAGAAGGAAAAGAAGGAUAAGAAGAAGAAGAAAGAAAAGGAUAAAGAGAAGGAAAGAGGAGAUAAGAAAACCCUGCUCAGUUUCGAAGAAGAAGGAGAGGUUGAAGAGUUUAAGAUAAAGAAAAGUUCUGCUUCAAGAAAACUGAUGAAACAGAAGAAAGAAGGACGAAGAGAAUUAUCUCCAAGCCCUGAGAAGGAGAACGGGAAGGAGAAGGAAGAGAAGAAGAAGGUGAUGGUCGGGAUGAAGGUGAUGGACGACGAUGCAGAUGUUCCAAUCAAGGAGAAGAAAGGUAUGAGCUGGACCCUGUCUGGACGUGAAGCUGAAGCCCUGCAUGCUGAGGAGGAUGAUGCUGAUGAUCCUGCAGAAUCUGAUGACGAGGAUCCUCUCCUCAAGAUCAUCCAAAGUGGAGGAAUACCAGAUGCCGCGUCAAUUCACGCUGCGCGCAAACGGCGUGAAGCCAUGCGCGCAAAGGGAGGUAAAGACGACUUCCUACCUCUGAAACCACACAAGAAGAAGGUGGAAGAAGUGAAGAAGGAAGGGAAAAGACUGGUGAGGGAAGAAGAUGAAGAAGAAGAAGAGGAUGAAGAGAGAAUAGCAUUUACUGUAGGAAAGGACAAAGAAGAAUAUCAUAGAAAAAUUGGUAAAGCGGAUAGUUCUGAAGAUGAAGAGGGUUGGGAGCAGAUGCAGAUCAGGAAAGCCAUCACGGGAACCAAAAUAUCAGAAGCACAGGAAGAUGUAAAUGGAGAGGGUUGGUUUUCAGCCUCAACUCAAUCCCAGCAAAUGACCUCCGGCGCACCUCAGCCCGCGCUAGCCAGACCGGUCAACUAUGAUCUGAAAGGUAUCCGAGACAGGAUGAAACAAAGGUGUACCGAGUUGACGGAGGUAUCCCGACGACACAAUGCAGAUACAGACAAAGCAGUAGACGAUCUUGUUACCAGCCAAUCAGAAAUUACUAGAUUGGAAGCUGAGAUACCGCGGCUAGCUGCCCGGCAUAGGAUGUUCCAGCAGCUUCGAGGAUACUUGACUGAUCUUGUUGACUGUAACCCAUUAUUGGAAGCUGAGAUACCGCGGCUAGCUGCCCGGCAUAGAAUGUUCCAGCAGCUUCGAGGAUACUUGACUGAUCUUGUUGACUGCUAUGACGAGAAGGUUGGAACCAUUGAGUACAUGGAGUCCAGGUUGAAUAAGAUGUACGAGGAGCACAGGGGCAAACUCAGGGAGCGAAGGAGACAGGACGUUAAGGACCAGGCGGAAUGGUUGCACGCCUCCUCCGCCACAAAUAUCGCCGUAAUCUUCGAUCCAGUUCAAGACGCAGUUAGGGAUUUCCGAGUGGCGGAGCGCGAGGGUCGACAGCGGCGGAGAAGGAAGGCCCGGCAGGACAAGAAUAUAAUGCGGCAUUGUGAAGGACUGAGCAGUGAUGAUGAAUUGCCGGGACAAGACCAGGCAGCAUUGACCAGGGUGAAGAGUGAUGUAGAAAACCAGGCUCGACUAACUAUGGAGGACGUUAUAGAGGACUUUUCCGACCUUUCCGUUGUCCAGGAUAAACUAUCUGGUUGGAGAAAUGAUGAUGUAGAAAGCUAUAAGUCUGCCUACGUAUCUCUAGUUCUACCUAAAAUCUUCUCACCUCUGAUCAGAAUGGAAAUACUGUUCUGGAAUCCAUUUCUAAGUGAUGAAGAAAUACAAGAAAUGGGUUGGUAUAAAACUCUGGCAACAUACGGGUUAAACAGAGAAACAGAUGAUCUGUCCAUUGCUAUCCGCAGUCUUAAAAUUGCCGAACUCAAAACAGGGGGAAAUAAAAAAGGUGAAGAUAUUGCUGGGUUGGUAAAGGAUGCUGAUAGAAACCUACUUUCUCUCUGUAUAGAGAAGGUUAUUGUUCCUAAGAUUUCCGAAAUAAUUCGAACCGGUUUUGAUCCUGUUUCUACCAGUCAAACAAACAGAGUUAUCGGUGUACUGUCCCGAUUAGUACGUGAUUAUCCAACACUAACAAUGCGAAGUAAACAUCUCCGUCUCUGUUUCUCCAACGUGACAGAACUAAUAAAGGACUGCUUAGAUCAGGACGUAUAUAUACCUAUGUACAGCAAGGUUCAAAUGGAAAAUACUAGCUCUCCGUAUCUAAUUUUCUUCCAGAGACAAUUCUACGCAGCUCUCAAACUUUUCAAGAAUAUACUAGCUUGGCAGGGAAUAUUAUCGGAGAAUAUGAUAACUGAGUUGGCUGUGGACAGUUUGUUAAACAGAUAUCUUCUUCUAUCUUUAAGGAAAAUAUUGGUCAAAUAUCUUGUUUUUCUUUUAAGAAAUUAUUUUUUGAACAAAAUUCAUCCUUCUGAAAUAAACUAAAUCCAUUAUCUGAGA
Eurytemora carolleeae is the source of this 2516-nucleotide messenger RNA. Its product is annotated as PAX3- and PAX7-binding protein 1. Gene Ontology annotation, molecular function: DNA binding. The record is from RefSeq and is a predicted model, not a curated record. Lineage: Eukaryota; Metazoa; Arthropoda; Copepoda; Calanoida; Temoridae. Gene Ontology annotation, biological process: mRNA splicing, via spliceosome. The transcript is spliced from 22 exons. Bases 18 to 2501 code for a protein of 827 amino acids. Gene Ontology annotation, cellular component: nucleus.